Molecule: messenger RNA, 9065 nt
Organism: Nilaparvata lugens (brown planthopper)
Lineage: Eukaryota; Metazoa; Arthropoda; Insecta; Hemiptera; Delphacidae
Gene: wech
Product: E3 ubiquitin-protein ligase TRIM71
Exons: 2
Coding region: 54-2174 (706 amino acids)
Biological process (GO): proteasome-mediated ubiquitin-dependent protein catabolic process; protein polyubiquitination
Molecular function (GO): ubiquitin protein ligase activity; protein binding; zinc ion binding
Source: RefSeq, a predicted model, not a curated record
UCUUUCCUAUUGCGUUGAGCUUCAGUUCCUUGUUGGUUCUUGAUGACAGCAAAAUGGCUUCCUCUCCAGACACAAAUUCAGUACUGUCGUGCCUGAGCAACAUAGUGCUAGACGGAGAUGACCAGUUCCUACAAGACCUGCUGCAGGACAGCGCAUCGUCGAUAUCGCCGUCAUUCAAGUGCAGCUGCAGCGAGGGUGCGACCGCCACCUGCAGGUGCACCGACUGCAGCGACCUGCUGUGUGAGUCCUGUGCCAGCGCGCACCUCACCCUCACACCCACCAAACACCACAUCGUUGUCAGGCUCGACAAUGACAGUCCCAUCCACUCCACAUCAUCCACAUCCCGGCAGGGCACCAGUCCCAACGGAAUCCUCUACUGUGACGUCCACCUCAACGAAGUCAUGAAAUUCUACUGUGAUAACUGUUUGAUGCCGAUUUGUGCCGACUGCUCAACAAAAGAGCAUCGCACUCACUCCAUUGUCUACUUGCAAGACGCAAUCGAAGGAUCUCGUAUGGCCGGCUUGAAGCUUCUGACCGAUUCGAAGAACGGUGCGCAGGCUGUCAAAGACAGCAUCGAGAUGACACAGCAACUGCUGGUCUCGGUCAACAUGAAGGCCGACCUCAUGACACGCGACAUCCAGUCCAGCUCCACAAAACUGCAGACCGCCAUCAAGGAGAGAGAGACUGAGCUCAUCGUACAGGUCGAGAAGAUCAGACUGGCCAAGGUCAGAGUAUUGGCCCAACAACUCGACAGUCUGCGUCAUGCAUUCAGCAGAUUCCUCUACACUUCUGAACAUUUGACUGAAGCUCUCGAACUGGGCUCGCCUAUGGACCAACUGCAAGCCAAAGCUCAGGCUUACAAGGAUUUGAGACUUCUAAAUGCUGUUAAAAUGAGCUUUCAGCCUCAAGAGGAUGACUGCAUGUCAUUUGUGCCACCCAACUUCGAUGUGAUGAAAGCAGUGACUACUUACGGAGAUGUCGUCAGCGCAAGCUACCCCACCUCCAACCUCAACAUGGCUCUCGGCGAGGGUUUGGUGAUGCAGGCUGUCAGAGGGCGACUAUCGGCAACCACCACGUCUUCUCUGAACUCGUAUCCGAAAAAUAGUUUCUACAAUGAUCUAAUCACCAACGGUCACGAAGUACCUUGUCUUCCGGGUAUCGAGAAAAGUGUAGCUGCUGGUGAGAUUGGCGAUAAGCGCGACAUUUGCAAGUUUGUCGGCUACAGAUCGAAGCAGCCCGAGGGUGUGGCCAUCGCGAGGGGAAGGCCGAUCGUCGGCAUCAAAUUCCCGCCAGUCUGUUUGUAUUAUGGAAGGAAUAAUGUGCACCCGGGUCCGCCGCUGCUGACAUUUGGAGAGGAAGGGUACGGCGACGGCCAGCUGUGUCGGCCAUGGGGCGUCUGCUGCUCCAAGGAGGGCAACAUCAUCGUCGCAGACCGCAGCAACAACCGCAUCCAAGUGUUCAACGGCAACGGGCACUUUCUCUUGAAAUUCGGAAAGCACGGAAACGAGCCUGGCGAGUUUGAUAGGCCGGCUGGAGUUGCUGUCAACCCACUGGGUCACAUCGUGGUGGCCGACAAGGACAACCAUCGUAUUCAGAUUUUCACUAAAGACGGACAAUUCUUGUUCACGUUUGGAGAGAAAGGCUGCAAGAACGGACAGUUCAAUUACCCGUGGGACGUGGAUGUCAAUGAGAGUGGGCUGAUCGUCGUCUCCGACACCAGAAACCACCGCAUCCAACUGUUCACCUCUGACGGAUCCUUCAUCAACAAGUACGGUUUCGAAACGUCGACUGGUAUGUGGAAGCACUUUGACUCGCCGCGCGGCGUCUGCUUCGGGCCCAAGGGAAUCAUCAUCGUCACCGACUUCAACAACCAUAGGCUCGUUGUCAUCGAACAGAACUUCACGCAGGCGCGUUUCUUGGGCAAUGAAGGGUCCAACACGAAGCAGUUCCUGCGUCCCCAAGGGGUCGCCGUCGACGGUGACGGCCACGUCAUUGUGGCCGACUCCAGAAACAACCGCAUCCAGGUUUUCGAGAACAACGGCAGCUUCCUGUGCCAAUUUGGAGGAUCUGGCAGAGAUGCCGGUUUGCUGGAUAGACCGAGCGGCAUCAGUCUCACUCCGGACGGUCGCAUUGUUGUAGUCGACUUUGGCAACAAUCGUGUCCAGGUAUUUUAGAACCGCUCAUGUGAUCACACUCAAAAACGUCCCAAUUUUUAUAGGAAAAACAAAUUCUCAUGUGUAAAAUAAACACAUGGAAAUUUCGAACAUGCUUUUUUUAGUUGAUAUUAUGUCCUGGUAUGAUUGGUAACAUGCAGACUGUACUACUUUAAUUUUUCAAAAGACACUCCAACGGAGUUGGGUUUUAUUUACAUGACCAUUAUUCAAUGCAAAAUUGGAAUCAACGUCACUUUUAUCGUAAAUAUUCCAAGAUAUUAUUUUUUAUCUUGAGAAAAUGACUAGCUUUAGUUUUUAUGUUUCUUAUGAAGUAAUCAUUGAAUAAGACGUGAGGUUAUCUAAUAAUCACAAAACUCUAAAGUUUUGUCUAAAUCAUUCUUUAAUGUUAUUGAUGUCAGAGAUCGAUAACAGUAUUCUCGGGAAUGCACAUAAUCCAUUUUGACUGUGACAAUAUACAAGUUAUUGUACCAUUUAAGAAAACGUAACUCAGUUUUUAUACUGAAAAUCGGUGGUAUUAUUAUCUAGGCACUAUUAUAAACUUUUCAAAAUAGUAUUUUGAAAGUCAUGUGCCUAUCAAUGAAGCUUUUCGAGUCCUACCUUGUGAGUAGGAGUUCAGUGGGAUUCCACUCGAUCAAUCCCCAAUUAAUGGUAAUUCAUGAGACUUAUGUAAAAAGACUUGACUGAAAAAACAUUAACGGUCGUGUUUUUUCUAUAUGGAUUUUAUUUAUAGCAAAAUUUUAAAUAAGACUGAUUUAUGUAAAAUAUAUUUUACGGGUACAAUAAGAAGAAGACUGAUGUUCAAUAGACUGAUGAUAAUUGUCAAAAGUACCAUGAAAGAGAGCAAUCAACUGAGACUUGACAGUGUGUUGGGAAGCGUUCAUUAUCUAUACAAAAUAUAAUAAAAGACUGUCAGGCAUUAUUCCAAAUAAUUAUAUGUUGAUUAUGGAAUUUAUUUCUGUCAAAAGCAUUAUUAUUGAUGAACACUUUCUCUAAUGUUAUGUCUAAUCCAAACUAUAAAAUAUGAACUGGAGUAGGCCUACUGUUUUUAUGGAGCAAAUAUAAAGUUAAUUAGUGAUAAACUUUUGUAUUAGUUUUGCGUUUCAGCAGCUAACCUCUUCUAACUGAAACUAACGAAAAAUGACAGAUGCGGUACUCAAAACUCUCUUGGUGGAAAUUCGGUUUAUAAUAUUUCAUGUUAACUUUUGAAAAAUUAUUUUAAACAAUUUGUAAUUUUGUCUUCAUGUUUAAACUAAAAACUUCAGUGUAUUUAUGUAGGCCUAUUUUAUUAUAAACUUGAAAGUUCGUCUAUUAGUUUCAGUUGAAAAAUUCCUUCUAAAGUUUCUUAUCUUGGAAAAAGUUUGCAUUAGUCAUCAUAAUUAGAUUUUGUUACAUCGCAUGGAUACAAUGUUAAAUAAAUGCUCUCCAACAUACUGUUUGAUAAACAUCUCGAUUAUGGUUUUCAAAUAGGAGUGUUUCUUCCAAAAUCAAGUUGAGGACAUCAAUUUAGGAAAUACACACAUAGUAAUACUUAGUACCUUUAGUUCUGAUAGACACAAAUCAUGACAUUUCGAAAGAUUCUGUAGACGUUUUAUGUCAUAGUCUUCUAUUGCAAUUUAUUGUAGAGAUACACUCUUGGAGGUCUAUGAAUCUGUCAUUUAUGAAAUUCUGCAAAGGAUGAAUCGUUGAUGCACUCAAACUUUAUAAGUGUUGAGUGUCAAUCAGAUCAUUCAGUGCAAUAAAAUUCACUGAUAUUCAAAUAAUUAUUAUGGCUAAUUGGUCAAUAUCAGUGAUAACAAAUGGUAUUCAUUUCAAUUUUAUGAUACUCAGAUGCUGUAAUGAUUGAGCAUAAGUGAAGGAUAUAGUAAAUGUACAUAGUUAAUAUGCCUUAUUCGUAAUCAGAUAUUAAAGUGUUAAUGAAUUAAUAAAAACGUUAUUCAACUUAAAUCAUAUCGGGAAAGUUGGCUUAGCCUAUAUCUUGGAGUUUUCAGAAUAGCCAUAGUUUAUUUCAGUUUUGAUGUUAUAGAAUGAUUUUGAAAGAAAUUAUAUUUAUUGAUGUUUUCUAAUUUCUCGUGAUAGUGUUAUGUAUGUGACAAAUGAAUAUAAAUACCUCUCUGUUUCUACCAAAAGAAGACAUUCAGUUUAGAUACUUACCGGUCAAAAUAGGUAGUUAGUCUCUUAUUGUUUAAUAAACACCAACCAUGGUGUUCUCUAAUUUGAGAGAAAAUUUAUUCAACUGACAAAUGAAUUAAAAAAUGUUCUGCUCAAUAUCGUACUCAUUUUUAAUUUGAGUUUCAUGGAGUGCCAAUGUGUUUAGUUAUCGAAAUCUGUAAAUAGGUGAAAUUUUCGUUAUACUCUGUUAUACUUUUUAUAUUUUUUAGAAUAGUUCUACUUUUUAGUGUUUGUAUAGUGAAAGUAAUUGUAUGUUACUUUGUAUUUUGUGACUAGCACAUUUUGAAUACUAACAUUAAUAUUAUUCUUGAAUAAAUUUACCACAGUAUGUGUGUACAAAGAAAUGAAAUAAUGCUGUCUCCCUUAGAGAGCGCGUUCUAUUAUUGAUAGAUAUUUCGAGUAAGAAAUUUAAAUUUUUAGUUAUUUGACAACAUUUUUUAUGUAUGUUUUGUUAAUGUAAAUACUGCAAUUAGAAAGCUCAUUUCACGCCAUCAUUGGCGAAUGAAUUUGUUUAAUUUAUGUUUAUUUGUUUCGGCCUCGAGUCAUGUUAAAAACGUCUCUAUUAGAUUGCAGAAUCUAAUCAGUUGAAAAAAUUAAAAUAUAUAUUUACCUCAUGUACGGUACUCACGAUGUUUGUAAAAAGGUUAGCAGACCAAAUUAUUCAACUAUUCUAAAUUGUUCAAAAUCGAUUGAUAUUAUUAGCCUUGAUAGUAAUCAAAUUAUUCUGUUUCAUAGUUUGAUGAAUGGAAUAUAUCACAAGCUAUAAUUUUUUGGGGGGAAACAAGUACUGUCUUCCACUAAUGAAUUGCACUAUCAAACGAUAGUCUGAAAAAUAAAUCAUCACUGGAAUCAAUUCGGAAGAAAAAAUAUAUUAUGUUACUUGCAAAUUAUUUUAUCUGUUAUCAAUCAUCUCAACCAAAUAUGUUAAUGCGAUUUUAAAAUUUGCCUCCACCAUUAACAGUACCAUCAGAUGAAUUCCAAUAAUGCCAAAGUUUGAUUUUAGACAUUUAGUUUCUCAUAACACAACAGCUAUACUUUCAGUAUUAUUUUUAAUUAGUUCAUUAAUUUUCUGUACCGGGUAUUCAUAGUAGUUUAGUAUCAACUUAGAGAACAAUAUUCCAUAGAUGUUGGUCAGUCGAAUAUUAUUAAUCAAAAUAGAUUAUUCUUUAUAGACUUGUAUCUAAUACAAAUUAAUAUGAUUCCAGAGAUCAGUAAUGUUAUCUACAUAGAAUGUUGUAUUCUGUAAUAUGAUAUGUGUAAAUACUUGACGCAAUAACAAUAUUGUAUACGCUAUAUACUAUAUAGCUGUGACGUGUCUCUGUCCCAAAAGUCAGUGUAAUUAGGGAUUAAUUUUAUCGUGGACAAUCAUCAAACGUAUUUCAUCAAAAAUAAUCAAGUAUCGAUUCCGGUUCUAGCGAGUACAAUAACUCUAAUGUUUUUGAAACUAAUGCUGGAUGAUUUUGGUAUCAUCCAUACCAAGAAAUACCAAAACAGAUAUUUUACAUGAGUUUUGCUUAAAUUGAUACGAUUCGCUAUUCAAAAUAAUAUUUAUUAAAGUUGAAGAAAUAUUUGCAGACAUAUGUCCUAGACGUAGAAUGUAGUUAAUUGUAUUAGCCUGCCCAAAAUCAGCACACCUCACAACUUAAUAAUACAAUUGUUCCAAGAUUCGGAGUGAGACUAUUGGUUUUAAUUAAUUUUGACAAAUUUAGAACAUUCAUAUUCAUAUUGUCUCUCCAUGUAAAUAAAUCAAAGGGAUUUUAACCAGACGAAUAUCAAUGAGUUGCUAUUUUAAUGUUAUGUACACUAUUUAGUAGUAUCGUGGUUUUUAAUUGAAGGCAGUACGACAUGCUUAUUGUUUGUAGGGGUGUAGGGGUGUCUCACUAACUGAGAGACUUAAACAUGCCACCUCACUGAAGUACAUACAAAUUCUCGUUAGUAUGAUGAUAUAUGAUAUUGAUCUCAUUUAAUUUCACAAUUGUGAUUUUCUCAACACUGCAACAUACCUUUUGAAGCUUGCACAUGAUAUUGAUUGCACAAGACUGAAGAAACUCCCAAAUAAUACUAUUGGCAUCAAGACAGCUCAAACUUUGAAUUACUCAAACCUAUUUGGGUAUUUUUUCAUCGGUUCAUCGGAACAAGUGUACAGAUAGUUUAUAUUCAUGUAUUACAUGUGAGUGUUGUACAAUCUAUCUCAGUAAUAUAGAUUAGGUCAAAUGUUGGAUUGAUCUUUACAUUAAAUAUUAUUAAUAAUAUACUUGAUCAAUUAUAUUGAGUAUCCAAUACUUCCAUUUGUAGUGUGCCAGUUUUAGCAAAAGAUAUCUACUUAGAAGUUAUCAUUGAAUAUUUGUGUUUGAUUUUUGAGAAGAGCUUCUUUAAAUAUUUAUUGUAUAAGAUGAUCAUUCAUCAAUAGAAUUAUUAGCAUGUAUUAACAAAAACUUUUAUCAAUAAUUGAAAAGCAAUUCUUCUUGUUCAAUGUGUUAUAGCUCAUCUAUUACAAAAGCUUAGUGUAGAAAAUACUUAGUUUGAAAGGUACUUUAUAGAAAUAGUAAUAUUGUAUGUUGAUAUUGUCCUGAAUUUAGAAUUCAUGAAGUUAUAAUUUCUUGGUUAAGGUAGUAUAUUCGUCAAAAUAAUCUUCAUUAAAUAAAUACGGUAUGUUACUUGAAUACAAAUAAAUGCUUACAGCUAAUAUAAGAGAAGUUUGUUUGACUUCCCUUAUUUUUUGCUUCGUUUGAAUUUUGGAAUUGUAGACUAAUGAAGUCUCAAGAAGAUACGUUUAGUUUCUUUGUUUUAUCCUGGAAUAGAUUACUUAAGAUUGAGUUCGGUUAACAUUUUUCUCAUACAAGCCAUUAAAUUAGUCAUUUCAUUGAAUAAUUCAAUAAUGCUAAAAAAUUAUUAUGAUCAUGUUGAGAGUCUGCGAUGGCUAAAAUCUGUUUUUAAUUCUAUAAUUUCUCGAGAAACAUUCUGUUAUUAUGCUUGAAGAUUAUAAUUAUUUUGUGAUUGGAAAAUAUUUCAAUUUCCUUAUUUUGUGAUCAAGCCAAGUAGUAUGCCAGUUGAUUUUUAAACUUAGCCUAUGAUAUUCAAGCUGAAAGCUAAAUCAAAUUCAUGCAAUUGCCACAUUUUUGAAAAAUGAGAAUUCAGUGUACUACUUGAAUAAAAUGAAUGUCUUUCAAAAGUGGUUAGCAAUAAUUUGAUCCAACCCUCAAAGGGUAUUCUGAAUAUGAUAACUAAGUAUGUAGAAAUUUAUUUUAUAUCAGUUUAUAUUUGGUUGUUAGUUAAAUGUUUAUUUGAGAAGUGUUCUUUAUGGUCAUUGUGUUUAUAGUCAGAAAAAAAUAUUAUUGUUAAAUUUAUUUCUAAAUAAUUUACUUGUGAAUUUGAAAAAUCGAAACAAUUUCUGUUGAUGUAAAGACUUAAUCUCUUUAUAAUAAUGUAACUACUGAAAGAAUGGUCGCAAUAUUUAUGUUGAUUUUCAAUGGUGCAAAUAACUGAAAGAUGUAAGAGCUGGAGGUUUCCAAUUAUAAAUAAGAAUCUAAUCGAAUUUCUGUACUAAAUGACAUCAAGCUACUUUGAGACUCGAUUCACCAGUUUCUUUUAUAUGUCGAAGCUGAUUGCUCUUGUGUUUUCUCCUAAGUGAAUUUAAUUAUUAUUGUUUUCUAUUUGAUUUCUGGAAUAAGAAAGUUCCUUUAGUAUUUUAAUGUAUACUAUUAGUUUCACUGUAUUCAUUAAAUGAGUAGUUAUUGUGAAUUUAAAUAUUAUGGACAAUGUUUUGUUUGAGUCGUAGUGUAGUAAAAGGUUUAAUAAUCUGGUGAUAACAUUUUCAUUGGUAAUUCUGUGCUGGAGACAUCAAUCAUAAAUUAUGAUGGCAUUAAUAAUAAUUGAUAUUAAUAAAAAUGGAAAAUGUUAUCUGGUAGUUGUCAGCUCACUUUGUGAGUUGCUUUGUUGAUUGACUAUGAGGUUGAGGCCUGGUCCAUGUUAUUAAUUAUAGGUACUGAUGUACAAUGCAUACUCUAUAAGACUGACAAUCCACGCCUACCUCAUUCAUAUAUAAAUAUAUAUAUAUUAAAUGUUUAAGAAUGAUUCGUGUUUGAACUAGUAAUGUUUUCUAUAUAAGCUAAUUACAUUAUAUUCCACCGUUUCUCCUAUGAUUGCGUCAUUAUUUGUAAAAGACUGACUGAUCUUAAUUUACCAUUUUCCUACAAACAAUCCGGUUUGAUUGUGAAGUAUGUUAUUGUGCCAUGUAUAACGCCCAGUACUAACUUACAAGAAACAAACAAGAUUUUUGAAACUUAAUUUGAAACAAACUAUUCAGAGUAUGAAUCAAUUUCGUUCUCACCUUCUAUCAAUCUGUGUAGAUAUUUUGAUCCCUAAGAACUGUAAUAAUUUUGUUCUUAUGCGAUAAGUAAGAAAAAUUAUGUUCGUCACUUUUUUAUAGCAAUGAAUACUUUUUAGGGUAAGUUAGCAAUAUUAAUCAACAUUAAUACAUUGGUGUCAUCACGCCAUCUGGUAUUACUUUUCAUUUUGUAUUGAUUUCUUGAUUCAACAACACGUUGGUACUGGUGUAAUGUUGAUGUAUUCUCUAUUUUAUAAGUGUAGUUUGUAUUGUCUUAAUGAUUCUUUUACUAGGUUAAACCUUGCGAUUGUUAUUGCUACCUAUCACUCUGAAGGUAUUUGUGUAAUUGAUGAGAAGCUUGUUUUAAAGUAACAAUAAAGCUGAUAUUACUUGAA